Arabidopsis lyrata subsp. lyrata is the source of this 922-nucleotide messenger RNA. Its product is annotated as acyl-protein thioesterase 2. The transcript has 10 exons. NCBI's taxonomy places the organism in Eukaryota, Viridiplantae, Streptophyta, Magnoliopsida, Brassicales, Brassicaceae. Bases 125 to 811 code for a protein of 228 amino acids. Gene Ontology annotation, molecular function: hydrolase activity. The record is from RefSeq and is a predicted model, not a curated record.
UUUCUAUUAUAAAUACACAAUGUCUUCCCUUGCCUUCUCUUAUAUCUUUCAUCUCUAGUGCAAGUUAAAAGCUUCCAAACAAAAAAAUAAAAACUGUUUAAAAACAAGUUCUUCUCACCAAAGCAUGGCUUCUAGUAGUGGAAACAUAAAAUUUGGAAAAACUUACUUUGUUCGGCCCACAGGAGUUCAUAAAGCCACAAUAAUCUGGCUACAUGAUGUCGAAUCCACAGGCUACUACUCACAUACGGCUCUGGGACGUUUGAAGCAUCCCAAUAUAAAAUGGAUUUGCCCGACUGCUCCUAAGCGUCCCGUUACCUCCUUGGGUGGGGAGGUAACCACUGCAUGGUGCGACAUGACAAAAGCUUCUGAGAACAUGCUAGAUGAUUAUGAAAAUUUAAAUUAUGUAAAUGAAUAUAUUACCAGAAUUUUCUCUUCUGAACCACAAAAUGUUAUGAAAGGAUUAGGAGGAGUUGGAUUGGGUGCAGCACAAGCUCUCUAUUAUACGAGUUGUUAUGCUUUUGGAUGGGUUCCUAUAAGCCCACAAAUUGUUAUAGGGAUCAAUGGUUGGCUUCCUGGCUGGAGGAGCUUAGAAUACAAUAUGUGUAAUACUAAUUUUGGGACAGCAAAUCGUGCUGCAACAUCACGAAUCUUACUUAUGCAUGGAACUUCUGAUGAUGUUAUUCCCUCUGCAUUUGGAUACAAAUGUGCUGACUCCCUUCGAAUGUCUGGAUUUCCAACCUUGUUCAAACAAUGCGGAGGGGAUCAUGUAAUGAAUGAGAUCCGUAUUUGGCUCGGAAACCUUGGGCUUUGAAGAUAUGGUGAAACUCUACAUAAAGAAAAUAAUUGGAGAGCAAAACUAUCGUACUAUAUUAUAAAGUGUUUUAUUUUAGCUUUCAUUUUUAUGUCAUUGUUAGUGGAUAGU